Messenger RNA from Poecilia reticulata (guppy), 1139 nucleotides. The record is from RefSeq and is a predicted model, not a curated record. Lineage: Eukaryota; Metazoa; Chordata; Actinopteri; Cyprinodontiformes; Poeciliidae.
AAUACAAAUAAAACGAUAAUCGAACAUUUAUGGUCAAAGGCAGAUUUAAAAUGAAAUUUUAGCGUUUAAUGUGCGACCGGAAGUUCCGGAGGUGAAGCAUGAAGAUAGAGUUUAUUUUAACUUGUAGCCUCGCAUUAACUGUAAAUGUGAUUUAGUGUUAUACACUCUUAUUUUAUAGUUGUAAUAAUUGUGUUGGUUUCAGUCUUAAGUGACAAUUUGAAGCUAAUUAUUUGCGAAUCGUUUCUGAUUGAUUUGUUCGUGUGACUUCUUUCUCUGUUCAGACAAUUUGUAUUUAUUUGUUGAAAAUAUCAACAGAUUUAUUAAAGCCGUUUGACGCCGAAUUCAAGAGGAAACGUCGUUUGCUCAGAAAAUAUGUUUUAUGAUCACAUUCUGACACAAAAAUCAGGUUUUUGUCUAAAAUCUUCAAUUAUUUGUAGGGAGUCCCGGACUGGACGGAACCAACGUGAGACAGAAAAUGAGGGAGGACAAAACGGAACAUUUAGCAGUUGCACCUGCUGAUGUUUAUGAUUCUGUUCGGCGAAAUAAUUUCAUUAAUAUUCAGAUUCAAGAAAAUAAUGACAUUAAAGAGUUUUAAUCUAAUUUCUUACAACUUGGAUGUUUCUGUUAAAUUGUCCCCUCAAGUCCCAGGUUGCUCCAGGUUUUCUCCAUGUGUCCCAGGUUUCUCCAGGUUUCUCCAUGUGUCCCAGGUUUUUCCAGGUUUCUCCAUGUGUCCCAGGUUUCUCCAUGUGUCCCAGGUUUCUCCAUGUGUUUGCUGUGUUUCCAGGCUACCGGAGCGGAUCAGGCGGUCGGGAUGAGCCUGGUUCUGUUCAGCCUGCUGCUCUUCUCGUAUUACACCGUCUGGGUCAUCGUUCUGCCGUUCGUCGACGGACGCCACGUCCUUCACAGAUAUUUCCUUCCUCGGGAAUAUUCGGUCAUCCUGCCUGGAGUCGCUGCGGUGCUGCUGCUGCUCUGCAUAGGAACCUUCACCGCCGUCAUCCUGUGGAAAAACCGCAAACCGAAGAAAACCGACUGAGUUCAGCAGGUUUGGUUUCCUGAGGAACUCUGGCUCCCCCUGGCGGCCAUCUUGAGGAACUCUGGCUCCCCCUGGCGGCCAUCUUGAGGAACUCUGGCUCCCCCUG